Rhipicephalus microplus (southern cattle tick) is the source of this 712-nucleotide messenger RNA. RefSeq lists its product as uncharacterized. Lineage: Eukaryota; Metazoa; Arthropoda; Arachnida; Ixodida; Ixodidae. The record is from RefSeq and is a predicted model, not a curated record.
GCUCUCAGCGGUGCUGGAAGCGCAUUUGGCCCGGGAAGUGCUUCAUUUGCUCCAUCAAGGCAGGGUCUUAGUGGAGCUGUAGGAUCCAGUGGCUCAAGUUCUGUGCGUCAAGGUGCCGCCGGUUUCUAUGGACCUGGCUUCACAGGAGGCUACGGCAUGUACGGCACCUUCGGUGGUUACGGCGGUUACUACCCUGCACCUUACGGCUUCGGUGAUGAAUACGGAUUCGGUGGCUUCGGCGACUUCUAUGGUUCCUGGCCAAGCCACGGAUACUACGGAUAUGGUCCUGGUUCUUAUUAUGGCUACCCCGGUUAUGGCUACGGCUGGGGUUUUGGCACCGGUUCCAGCGCGGGUCAGCGUGUCCAGCAACAAGUCCGUCGUGCCGGGGCUGGUAGCUCGAGUGCCGCCAGGAGUGCUUCUGCCUCAUCUUCCAGUUCCAGCAGCCAGUAAUCAGGGAAGUAUAUCACAACUUGGGACUUCACACCAAAGUUCCUGCGCUGAUUGCACCAGUUUUCUCGAGAAUGUGAAACGACUAUCAAAUGCAGUAAAACGAAUUUUGGCAUCCUACCGUCAAGAUUUGAAUCAAAAUAAAACAAACUUCAGGGCUGAACCUAAACUUUGGCUGUCUCCAAUUCUUUUUUUUAUUCAGAAGUGGUACAGGGGCAGGAGACCUUCACCUAACGGAAUGAUUCUCCUGCGACGUUGUGCUUGA